CUUGAGCUACCUAAUAGGUAUUGUUUUUGUUGACUUUCAGAUGUACAAAGUCAAUCUUUCAAUCUUCCAAUCUUUCAGGGUUCCGACCCAGUGGAACACCGCAACGACUUCGGAAUGCGCCCCACCGCGAUCCACCAUUUACGCUUAUCUCUUUUUAAGGUCUCCACCAGCGAUAGUAGCUGUGCUGACUCAUCUCAGCUUCAUAAGGCAGGUACAACACAUUGGUACCCGUGACAUCUCCGCGUAUCGUGGCAAUUAAGACAUUGUUUCUCUUUUGUUCUCCAAAUUGACAACUAACUUGUUCAAACUUCAAGCAACCCGCCAAUAUAAGACAUGAUGCAUCGUAUCCCAUAAAAACUUUUGUUCGGCGAAACAUCUUAACCGCCUAUCGAGAUGACGCAUAUAACUUUCUCGAUGAAUUUAGUGCGGGCCGUAUCUUGGGGUCUGCGUACCCCGACCGGGAAAUAUCGCUCUGAGUCUCUGCGGCGAAUAGGCACAGCGGCGGCGGCGGUGGCAAUACCAAAUAUUUCGGAGUCCGAAAGUCCGAUCCAGGCGCCACCCGCUCAGCCUUCCCGGCGGCAAUUGUUGAAAGAUGCCAAGCCGUUUUCGGACUUCCUUACGGACACCUUCCAACGGCAACACGACUACUUACGCAUUUCGCUUACCGAAAGGUGUAAUCUUCGAUGCGUUUACUGUAUGCCAGAGGAAGGUGUCCCUCUCUCUCCUCAAAGAGAGUUGCUAACAACCCCUGAGGUUGUUAUGCUGUCAUCUCUGUUCGUUUCUCAGGGGGUUAACAAGAUCCGUCUGACAGGAGGGGAACCUACCAUUAGAAAGGAUAUACUGCCAUUAAUGCAACAGAUUGGUGCUCUUCGCCCGCAUGGUCUGCGGGAACUCUGUCUUACCACCAACGGUAUAGCGCUCCAUCGAAAGCUCGAAGGUAUGGUUGAAGCUGGACUAACCGGCGUCAACUUGAGCCUUGAUACACUGGACCCAUGGCAGUUUCAGAUCAUGACCAGGCGAAAGGGCUUCGAUGCCGUUAUGAAAAGCAUCGAGAGAGUAUUUGAGCUUAACAAGCACGGAGCCGGCAUCAAGCUCAAGAUCAACGCGGUCGUCAUGCGGGGAAUAAAUGAUCGGGAGAUCAUUCCUUUCGUCGAGAUGACCCGCGAGAAAGAUAUUGAAGUAAGGUUUAUAGAAUAUAUGCCGUUCGAUGGCAAUAAGUGGAACGAGGGUAAAAUGUUUAGUUAUUCAGAGAUGUUGGAUCGUAUUCGGGAGAAAUUUCCUGGUAUAGAAAAAGUACGGGAUCACAAGAAUGAUACGAGCAAGACCUACAGGAUCCCUGGAUUUGUUGGCAAGAUUGGCUUUAUCACCAGCAUGACACACAACUUUUGUGGGUCCUGUAAUCGUCUUCGCAUCACAAGCGAUGGCAACCUCAAAGUUUGUCUCUUUGGAAACUCGGAGGUCUCGCUGCGUGAUAUCCUAAGAGAAUCUAACGGGGGAGAACCGGUUGACGAGGAAGCUUAUGAGACUAUGAAAAAGAUCGAGAUGGACCGACGACAGCAAAUAUCAAGCGAGCCGACAUCCCUUCACUUAUCCCCUAGUGAGCACAGACUUCUAGAGGUCAUCGGUAUGGCCGUGAAGAGGAAGAAGGCCAAGCAUGCUGGUAUUGGCGAGUUGGAACAUAUGAAGAAUAGACCCAUGAUACUCAUAGGUCCGCGGCGAUUCAUUCCGGAUAGCCGUUCGCAAAUCUUGCCUUUCGAUGCUGCGAGGAAUCCUCUUGUCAUACCUUCAGCUCCUAAGAGGGUGGCCUCUUGGUUACCUACCCCGCCAAACAUCAUCGUACACGGACAACACCUGCGGUGCUUCUCACAGACGAGCCUACGGCAUAAUGAGAAGAGCAACGUUGCCAAGUUGACGCAUGUAUCCGAGUCUGGCUCUGCUCACAUGGUAUCUAUAUCAGAAAAGACGCCGACCAAGAGAAUCGCCAAGGCAGCAUGCAGUAUUCAUUUCACCAAUAGGAUCGCUUGCAAGCUCAUCAAAGAGAAUCAGAUCAAGAAGGGAGACGUCUUAGGGGUUGCCCGUGUGGCAGGGAUUAUGGCCGCAAAGCGAACAUCCGAUCUCAUCCCGCUUUGUCACCCUAUCGCGAUCACCAAAGUUACUGUAGACCUUGUCGUACGUGAAAACGAUAAUAACGACGAAGAAGAGAAUGGAGGUGGCCGAGUUGAUAUUGAGGCAACUGUAGCUUGCGACGGCAAGACAGGGGUAGAAAUGGAAGCUUUAACAGCUGCUUCUACGGCAGCACUCACUGUAUACGAUAUGUGUAAAGCAGUAGAUAAAAGGAUGAGCAUUCAAGGCCUGAGAGUCGUUCUCAAAGAGGGCGGCAAGAGUGGCCGAUGGGUUGAUGGCGUCCAGGACGAUCUGACUAGCCCAGAUGAAUAAUACGAUUUGUUAAAUGAUGCUUCAGAU
Messenger RNA from Annulohypoxylon maeteangense, 2463 nucleotides. RefSeq names its product molybdenum cofactor biosynthesis prote. Gene Ontology annotation, molecular function: 4 iron, 4 sulfur cluster binding; GTP 3',8'-cyclase activity; metal ion binding. Lineage: Eukaryota; Fungi; Ascomycota; Sordariomycetes; Xylariales; Hypoxylaceae. The coding region runs from base 394 to 2436 and encodes 680 amino acids. The record is from RefSeq and is a predicted model, not a curated record. Gene Ontology annotation, biological process: Mo-molybdopterin cofactor biosynthetic process. The transcript is spliced from 2 exons.